Molecule: messenger RNA, 1590 nt
Organism: Laetiporus sulphureus 93-53
Lineage: Eukaryota; Fungi; Basidiomycota; Agaricomycetes; Polyporales; Laetiporaceae
Product: t-SNARE
Exons: 7
Coding region: 137-1168 (343 amino acids)
Biological process (GO): vesicle fusion; endoplasmic reticulum to Golgi vesicle-mediated transport; intracellular protein transport
Cellular component (GO): Golgi membrane; SNARE complex; endomembrane system
Molecular function (GO): SNAP receptor activity; SNARE binding
Source: RefSeq, a predicted model, not a curated record
CGCUGUUACCCGCCGCACCGCGACUUACAACCGCCACCUAACUCUAACUUUCCCUCCAUUCCUUUGCAUCCUUUGCGUGCACUUCGUGCAACCGGCGAUACCAAUAAUUUAACUGUAUCCUUAUUUCUGCCCGUCAAUGCCAGUGCAAGACCGCACGAACGAAUUUCGAGCAUGCGUGGAGUCUAUACGAAAUCGCUCAUCACUCCCGCAACGCGGUGUGGAAGCGAAACAAAGGUUGCUUCUGCAGCAGAGAAGUGCGGAGAGCAAGUCCGAAUUUAGUCGGACAGCGGCUGCUAUUGCGAAGGAUAUCAGUAAUAUGACCGUCAAGCUGGGGAAGCUGGCACAGCUGGCGAAAAGGAAGACACUUUUUGACGACAGACCUGUGGAAAUUAGCGAGCUCACGUAUAUAAUCAAACAAGACAUUGCGAACAUCAACAAGCAGAUUGCAUCCUUACAGUCACAGCUGAAGCAGCGCGAUGCCCAAGGCGCGUCAAAGUCUCCGGAAGGAAAGCAGCUGGAGGAGCACAACCACAAUGUGGUGAUGCUGCUGCAGAGCAAGCUCGCAGACACGAGUAUCACAUUCAAGGACGUGCUCGAGAUCAGGACACAGAACAUGAAGGAGUCCAAGGACCGAACAGAACAGUUUAUGCACUCCACAACUGCUGCUGCGAGCCAAGCGCCUUCAAAUUCUCUCCUGUUUGGCAACGCGCAACGACAGGAUCCGAUGGGUGACGGCUCAGCCGUGGCAUCCCGCUACGAUGUCAAGGGUAAAGGACGCGCAACUCCCCAACCCAAUGGCGACAUAUUGGCAUUGGAUCUUGGAGCAGCUGAGGAGGGAAGCACGGCUAAGGGGGACGCGUUCAUGCAAAUGCAGCUGGUUGAGCAGCAGGACAAUUACAUUCAAUCCCGGUCCACAGCAAUCGAGUCCAUCGAGGCCACCAUCGCCGAACUCGGGCAAAUAUUCACACAACUGGCACAGAUGGUAGCGGAGCAGCGAGAGACAGUGCAGCGGAUAGACGCGGAUACAGUGGACAUCGCGUCCAACGUGAGCGGUGCGCAGCGGGAACUGCUCAAAUACUAUGCCAGCAUAUCAAGUAAUCGGUGGCUAAUGCUGAAGGUUUUUGGAGUACUCAUUGUCUUUUUCCUCGUUUUCAUCUUGGUUUCAUGAUAUAUGGACCUAUCGCAUAUGGAUGUAGGUAGAUGUAGGACCGUGGCUUCUAUUCACUCCCGGUACGACCGGACAAGUCGAUUUACGCUAACCAUUCGGACCAGGCUACAACCUGCAUCCUCCCAUCGGCAAUCCGCCAGUAGCCGGCGGGUGCAGCACCGAGCAAGCGUCUUGGUCCGCAUCCCCCGUCCCCUUUACAACAUUCACGCUUGCAGCCGCGAAUAUUUCCUUACCGACAGCACUUGGACGUAAUCAAUUGUAACCUUGGAGGACGCAUUCCAAGUGUUGCUCAACAGAAGUAGACAGUCGCUCCUCUGAUCAACGCGAGCUCAGAAGUAGCGAUGUACUUUGAGCCGAAUUUGAGUAGCGCAUGGGGAAUUGCACUUCGUGGUUAAUGCUGUAGGCGUUGCAAACUUUGAGAG